Labrus mixtus (cuckoo wrasse) is the source of this 1555-nucleotide messenger RNA. RefSeq names its product prolactin releasing hormone 2 receptor (gene prlh2r). NCBI's taxonomy places the organism in Eukaryota, Metazoa, Chordata, Actinopteri, Labriformes, Labridae. Gene Ontology annotation, cellular component: plasma membrane; neuron projection. The transcript is spliced from 3 exons. Bases 110 to 1276 code for a protein of 388 amino acids. Gene Ontology annotation, molecular function: neuropeptide Y receptor activity; neuropeptide binding. Gene Ontology annotation, biological process: G protein-coupled receptor signaling pathway. The record is from RefSeq and is a predicted model, not a curated record.
AAGAGGUGAGGCUGCACAACAGUUGGACUCUCUAUGGAUAAAAGAGACACAACGGUGCUGAACUGUCCAAGACUUUAAAGAAAAUGUUUGACUGACAGCUCACAGAGCUAUGGACUUGGAGAAGUCAUCAAACAGCUCCUGGGAGAACUCUUCAUCACCCUUCAUUCCCACCCCUCCAUUCUCUGCCCCUUCCUUCUCCGGCCUGGAUCUCCUGUACGAACUGAAACUCGUCUUCCUACCUCUCUACUCAACCGUGGUCUUGGUCGCCUGCUCCGGUAACCUCCUCCUGCUCUUCCUCAUCUGGCACAACAAGAAAAGACACAACACCACAAACUUCCUCAUCAGCAACCUGGCGCUUGUUGACCUGGUCAUGUGCGUCUUUUGUGUCCCUCUGACAGCGUCAUACGCCUUCGACAGGCGUGGAUGGGUGUUUGGAGGCCGCAUGUGUCAUUUUGUGACUGUCAUGCAGUCUGCGGCGGUCUAUGCAGCCGUCCUGUCCCUCAUGGCCAUUGCAGUGGAUCGGUACGUGGUUGUGGCUUAUCCAAUCCGCAAAAGAGCGGGGUGUCACUUCUGUUUGGGUCUGGUGCUCUUGAUCUGGCUCUCCUCUCUGGCUUUGUCCACACCUACAGCUCUUCACAUCGUAUACCUGGACCUGAGGACAGCAGGGUUGCAGAUGGCCGUGUGUGAGGAGUUCUGGGAUGGCGAGGAGCAAGGCCGCGUCAUCUACUCCUGUUUCCUUCUCUUCUUCUCCUACUUUGUCCCACUGGCUGCCGUCUCCAUCUCCUACUGUGCUAUAUCCUUUCAGCUGAAACAGAGGACCGCCUCAGGUUUAACAGCGUGUCCAGAGCUCAGAUCAGCUAGGUCUUUGUGGAGCAGGCGGAGGAGGAAAACCUUCCUCCUGCUGCUGGUCUCCGUCCUCGGUUUCGCCUUCUCCUGGCUCCCCUUACAGGUGGUGAAUCUCAUCCGUGACCUGGACACAGACUUCUCCAUCUUGGGUAAAAAUUACGUGAACAUCAUCCAGGUGUCAAGUCACCUGUUGGCCAUGAGCUCUGCCUGCUACAACCCUUUUAUUUAUGCCUCGCUGCAUGAAAAGUGCUUGUCCUGCCUGUGUAACCACUUCAUGUCCCGGCGGAGAAGCAAAGGAAAGGACAGGGGUCAAGGGUCAAGCGUUCUGACGAUGUCUCACAGAGUGCAGCGCCUUCACACCUCUACCUUUGUGACAGAUUUGCCAGGAGGUGUUACAAAUAACUUAGGUCCUCAAGAUAACUACGAUUAGAAAGUGUGUUUUUACGGGCGACUGUGGCUCAGUUGGUAGUCGGUUGUCUCUCAACUGGAAGGUCGGGGGUUCAAUCCCCAGCUCCUGCAACCACAUGUCUGAAGUGUCCUGUGCAAGACGCUUAACCUGAAGUUGCUCCUGCUGCUUCAUCAGCGGCGUAUGAAUGUGUACAGAUGAGAUGAGUUACUUCUGAUGAUCACUACACAGAAACCUGUGUCAUCAGUGUAUGAAUAGGUGUGACCUGCAGUGAAAAAGCACUUUUGAGUAGUCAGAACACAA